Emiliania huxleyi CCMP1516 is the source of this 1068-nucleotide messenger RNA. RefSeq lists its product as hypothetical. The transcript has a single exon. NCBI's taxonomy places the organism in Eukaryota, Haptophyta, Isochrysidales, Noelaerhabdaceae. Bases 1 to 1068 code for a protein of 355 amino acids. The record is from RefSeq and is a predicted model, not a curated record.
AUGGCGCUCCCAGCAGCCUGCGAGGCGCACACGCGGCAGCACAACAGCGCCGGUGCUGCGACCGCCGGCGGGCUGAAGGGCGGAGCGUGGGGCUACUGCGCCCAUCUCCGGGCAUAUGGUCUCAAUUUUGAUUUUGGGCUCGCGAACAGCCUUUUGGCGCUCAGGCCGUCAUCGUCCUUCGAGUUUGGGUGUGGCCUCGGUUUGUACACCUCCUGGCUGUACCAAGUCGGGGACGUGCAGCCCGCUAUUGGGGUGGAGCCGAUGCCCAUGCCUUCGUCCAUCUUCCGCGCCGAAUCAGCCUGGCCUCAGCAGCUCGUGAGCGAUCUGCUCAACGAGAGCGCCGGGUCCCAGGAGUGCGUACGCGCACUCGGCCAACAAGACCUUGUCUUCAGUAUCGAGGUGGCCGAGCACAUUCCACGGCAUCUGCAUGCGGCUCUCGCUGAUUUGCUCGUGUCACGCACCCGCGGCUUUCUCGUGUUCAGUGCAGGGCGUCCGGGUCAGCCGGGGAGGGGCCAUAUCGCCAACCGACCGACCGACGAAUGGGAGCGUGAGUUCACGUCACGAGGGAUGAUAUUCCUUCCUCGAACCACUGCGCGCUUCAGGGGCGCGUCGCGCAACGGCGAGAUCAGGAGGAACGUCCGCGUCUUUGCUGCAGCUCGCGCGCAGCUUGGGAUGGCGUUGGAUGCGCCCCAGCCCGGCACCUGGGGCGAGCCGGCACCCUCCGCAAGCCACAGUGCGUACGUGAGCUCCGGGUGCCGCGCUCAGAUGUGGCGGGGGCUCGAGACAACCGCGCACGAUAAGUGCAACGCGACCCAUGCGGUUAGCGGCCGCAAGCUGCUGAGCGUGACACGGCACUACGCCAGCGGGGGCAAGCGGGUUGAAGAGGCUGGCAGGCUGUUCGCCGUGCCUAUUCCCGGCCACGCAGACGGGUCGUCGCAGAGGGCGGUGAAUGACACCGAGGCCAUUUGGUUCCCGCGCCACCGACUGCGUCAGGGAGAGCUAGCGCUCUGGCCCGCCCUUGUCCAGCAGGCAGCGGACGACUGCUGGGGCUACAUGCAACUCUCUUGA